Procambarus clarkii (red swamp crayfish) is the source of this 2281-nucleotide messenger RNA. NCBI's taxonomy places the organism in Eukaryota, Metazoa, Arthropoda, Malacostraca, Decapoda, Cambaridae. The record is from RefSeq and is a predicted model, not a curated record.
CGGCGCCGCCCGGGACCACAACCGACCAGGAAUGUCAACAAGGCGAGGGUGACCCGCGGGAGCGUCCGGAGCAGCAACAUUCAUGUAACCUGAAUUUACCUGAGGGCCAUUAUCUCUUUAGUGGCCUCUAUUAGGACAGGAAGCCGACGGCUUGUCGCGCGUCCCCCUAUACCUACACCUGUAAUAGAUAAGUGCCUCCUGUAAAAGCCGAAUGGUGAGGCUAGCGAAGUUUACUAGACGGAAUCUGUGCGAGGGGCUCGACCCCAGGCAAGAUUCUCUAUCACAAUUAUUUAACAAGUCACCGGACGUGCCGACUAUCUGAAGAGACAGUAGGGAAAUACAACCCACUCGACGUUACCGGGACAGCCACCGCAUCUGACCCCAUGGGUCGUAGUCGCCACUAAUGACAAUAAUUAUAUCAACUAGGCCAUCGACUGACCAGUCAGAUGUGGGUCCCAACAAUUGCUUGACGUAUGUCGCAUAUUGGAGUAAGGCCUAUGUUAAGAGAGCUCUUCUUUGGACCUAUCUGGGUUAGUAUGACUUCUACUGCACCAUACAAACCACAAGGAAAGAAAACAUGGUCCGGACACUUCCAGUGUUGGCAAUACUCGAUGGUCAAAAGGCAGGACCGAAGAGCCAACGCUCAAGUCCCACAAGCACAGCUAGAUAUACAGUACAGUAGUUCUGCGUAGAUCAAAAGAGCUGCUAAAUCAUGAGGGUGCGUGGGCUAUACUGCAUAACACACGAAUUUGUUGUUCGCUGGCUAUGUUCCUGCCGUCUACAAAGUGGACAUGUCUCGGCAGUAUAUCAAUACCUCCUUCCAGCUUCCCCGCUUCUGGCAGACUUGGCUGUCUCUUGCCGGUACUACCGUGACCCUCAGCUGACGCAGUUGUUUUUACCCAUCCUAAUACUCAAAGGGAGAAUCCACAUCACAUCUGCCAACAUAAAACAGGUUUUAGACUACUGGAAGACUACUAGACACGGAGUUCUCAUGUCUUCCUUCACUCACCUCAAGGUGGAGGAUGCUGAGGGCAUGCAGUACUUCUCAUUCCUGCCCUUUUUGGGUCACUUAACUAACCUGCAAGUGUUGGUUGUUGGAUCAUUAGUGGGAGAUGACCUCCUGGCUGUUUUGGGGAUUAAUUGCUGCCAUCUGAAGAUCUUCGAUGCCAGGGAGGACACAGGAAGUUUAAUCUCUGAUGUGGGACUUGCUUACCUGGCUCAGUGUAAAAAACUAAGAUGUGUGUACUUCUCAGUUUUUGCAAAUGAAUACGACUGUUCCGUCGAGCAGUUGGGAUUCUCGGGAAAAGGAGUUGCCCUCUUACUGUUGUUACCGGAGAUAGAGCACGUUCAGUGCUCGGAAUAUCUGUUGCGGGAUGCUCUUCACUUCCUAUAUCAAGCGAACUACAAUAAAAAAACUAUUGCUGUCCAGUGCAUGCUCCUGGAUCACCAGGAGGUGGGUGUCAGCACCUUGCAGAUGCUGCCCUUUCUUUGCCCUAAGUUGGAAGUGCUGGCUCUGCACUCUGAAGCAGGCAAUGACAAGACGGUUGGGAAGGCCAUUAAAGCUCUACCACACCUGAAGAUGCUCAUAGUGACAGUUGGAAGUGUGUGUAGGUUUAAAGAUUUGACGUUCUCUAGUUAUGGCCCACAGUUGACAUAUCUUUAUCUCACAACUUAUCUUCUCGAUAGUCAGGAUCUUGUUAUACUCAGUGAAGCCUGUUCUCAACUAAAAACUUUCAUUUUGAAAAUGCAUAGUUUUGGAUUUGACAUAACCAGUACUAGCAAUGUGGACUCUCUCUUCCCCACAGUUGAAAAGCUAGAAUUGCUGCAGAAUAUUUCUGUUAGAUUGUUUAAAGUUUUAAAUAUGAAAAUGAAAAAUUUAAAGGAGGUCCAUUGUACUUGGGCAUCAGUUUGCAACUUGGACGAAGCCUUACAAGUGGUAGUGGAAGAAGGUGGUUGGAGACAUACCGAAUUACUGGUACUGCCGGAAUCGAGCGAGAUAAGUCUCGACACUGCACAGAUGGUCGCCGCGUCCCUUCCCUGCCUCAAGCGCUUGGCGGUCAAUGUGCAUCAACCUCAAGAGAGUGAAUUAUGGAACUUUCUUGGGCAGCAUCUUCCAAGAGUCAGCCUCAUAGAUCACUUUCCUGUCCAGUCUCCUAGCACUAAGGGAAUCUUUGCGCAAGACAUCUGGACUGCAUCGUGGGUCAGCAGUAUAGGCAAAAGAAGUUGAUUUUAUUCAUGAUUGUAUGCCAAAGUGAUAAUUUAAUUAAAUCCAAUAAUUUUA